AUGGACUGGAGACCAUCGGAAACCAUUCGCUGUCAAGUCUUGACGUUGUUGGCCGUUCUCAAAGAGUUGGGCUCAGAGGGAAUCGUUAAUGAAGCGACGAAGACGUUGUACCGUCGCAUUAACUAUGAAGUUGAGACGGUAUUGAACUCGGAAAUUUACGACACGAUUAUCAAUAAUAUGCUGACGUCGAAAAAUAUUGGCUAUUCGAUGAACGCCAUUCAAUGGAUGCACACCAUCGUUUUUCAUCCUUUUAAGAAAUCGGCAAAAUGCGAGGAGAAGCUCGUCAGAUUGUAUUGCGCUGUCGUCGAUAGAUUAGACGCUCAGUUUUCAAAUGUGGAUCUUGACAAUCUCUUGAAAUGCGAUUACGAUUUUUUCUCGAAUUGCGUCAUUUUUUUGACGCGAUUCUUGCGCAAAUAUGGAAGAUUUGUUGAGAACGCGGAUGUUUCGAAAGAGGUGGCCGAAUCGCAUCAGAAGGCUCUUCGAAUUUUGGUGAGAACGUUGAAAAUCGAAAACGACUUGUUGUUUCUGACGAGCAUCGAGUUUUGGCUGCGCCGUAUCAUUAAGAUGUGCUGGAUGGGACGAAAAUCAUCGUGGCAUCAAACACUUGGCCACCUGUGGAAGAUCUAUGAGAGUCACUUCACGGAAAUUUUGGAAUAUAUUUAUGAUAGCAUCAAGCCUGGCGAAGAAAGAAAUGAAUUGAAGUUUAAAGGGGUGUUCGGACAAUUCAAGAUGUUCGUUAUCACCGUCAUGCAAUUUUUGCCAUAUUUGGAAGAAUUAAUUAUCGAGAUUGCGCAAAUGCGAAACGACAAUGAUGAAACUACCUCGUCUACGGGCACGCCGAUUAACAAUGCGAAUGAGGAUCACGAGAAGCGAGUUGAGACGGAGAAGAACGACGAAGCACCGCCACCAGCACCAGCAGAAGAAGCAGCAGGGGACGAAGAAAACGCCACACGCGCCAUCGGGACCACAAAACGUUUAUCGAGUACUGAGAGAAAUGGAGCAGCGAAGCGAAUGAAAAUGGAGCCGGCGGAUGAUGAGCCGCAGAUUGACACCGUCGAAUCAGAUCAGCCGGAAACCGAAGAUAUGGAAGUGCGCUCUUUGGAUAAUGGAACUACAUUCGUAUUUGGGGCCGACAGAACGCUGAAAACGAUUCGAGUUGUGAACAUGGAGAAACGAAACCCGACUGAAGAUGAUGAGACCACCAGUACCAAAGAAGAAAAAAAGAAAACCAGAGGCAAAAAGAUUGAACACGAGGUCCCAUUCGCUUUGAACGAAGAUUGCCAAAUCAUCAAUUUUGUCGUCAAACAAUACUUGGAGUAUUCGAAAUCGCAAGCCAAUCAUAAUGAAUUCAAUCCGUUCGAAAUAUCGUUUUGGAAAUGUUAUUCGGUGUUGGGGGUGCCGAGAAGAGGCGAAGCGCAGUUUAUAAAUCGUUUGAAAUUCAUCUUAAACGACCUCAAAGCCUAUAAACUUUCCGGUCAAAAAUUGGAGAUUCUCCAAAAAAUUAUGGACUAA
Messenger RNA from Caenorhabditis bovis, 1512 nucleotides. The record is from the annotation of a GenBank genome assembly. Lineage: Eukaryota; Metazoa; Nematoda; Chromadorea; Rhabditida; Rhabditidae.